AAAAUUAAUUCGGUUUCUUAGCAACCCAGAUGAGUAAAACUUAAAUAUACUUUGGCUUCUUUUGUAAAGCAAUGGAUAACGUUUCCACUAAAAACUGUUAGUCUCUCUUGGAUUUACAGAAAAGAUUUGCUGAGAUAUAUUACUCUGAAACAUUUAUGAAAAGCUAUCUUUCAAAUGAUUCCUCCAUGUGAAAACGCCCUCCACAUAAUGUACUGUGAGUCUCAGAGAGGCACAAGAGAUAGGGAUAUUGCAAAGAGGCUGCAAUGUUCUUCACGACAGGAUCUCAACUCCAAAUGGAAAAAAAAAUGUUCUGCAACCUCCACAAUGUAAAAUGAAAGUUAAUGUAUGGGAAAUAAAGCCACCUGAUUUUAACUACAAACUGUAUACCUCCUUGAGAAUUCCAGAAAGACCAUCCAAACCCCUUAAGGAAGAAAAAAGGAGGAAAAAAAGCAGUUUUCCAGAUAUAAUGCUUCACUUACCUAGCAUAAGGAAUCAUCCUAAGAAGGCCAUAACUCCUAAAUUUAUCACUACAUUUCCACAUCUGGAUUCAUCAAAAGCAAAGUUAAUGUUUGUGAAGAGUGGACAAUAUCCAAAGGGUGUAUAUGUCAAUCCCAAACCACAUGAUUUUCGACAGUACCAACCUGGUUUACCCAAUUUUAAGACAACUUAUGAAAAGGACCCCUUUGGAUUAAAAUUUAAGUCACAAUCCUUAAGUACAGUACAGGGAUGCCAUUUACUGAAAGAUGAUAAACAGAAGAACACUACAGAAAAAUUUAUCACCCACAAGGGUCGUGAAUGCACCUGGGAUUCAAAACUAAUUCUGACGAAACACCCAUGGCCUGUUAGAUCUGCUUCAUAUACAAGACAUAGAAGGCGGCGUGAUGCAUACAGUGCAUUUAUGGAUCGUGUGGAAGAAAAGUUUACAAAGAUAUGCAAGAGCAGGUGUUGGUGUCCAGAGGAGAAAUGGAAGAAACAGGGGCAAAAAGCUCAGCUGAUGGACCAAACCAGCAUAGGGCUUCCUGAACUCUGGCCUGAAUGUUCAUCUCCCAUGCAUUUCCCAGUGAGGAAUGAAUUUUGGCACCUUCCUGGAUUCUACAGAAAUCUACACUCUCCCAGAGGCAUGAGAAAGUGCUAAAACAACAAAUGAAAGUUGCGUAAUUUGAAAUGCCCUUGUUACAACAUGGAUCAGAAUCCAAUCAUCAGGCUUUGGAUUUAGUCUGUGAAACUUAGAUCUAUGAGUGCUGAUAAUGUUGUGCUUUCUGUUAAUACCCCAGCUUAAAGAGAUGCCCCAGUCUCAGGUAAAGCUAACGUGAGAUGAAUGAACAACAAUAUGCUUACUAAUUUUGACCACCAUGUCCCUCUAAGGCCAGAGAUUGCAACUGUUUGCAUCUUUCAUGGAAAUAAGAAUUAUUUGGAUGUAGCAUAUAUUCUACUAAAGGAUGACUGUUAUGCUGGGUGGGGAAGUAACAGUUAAAAAUCAAAGAUUUUUAUUCAAAAAAAUAGACAAUAAGAUAGCAACCAGAGCUGAAGUCAUUCAAAUAUAAAUGUGGCACUUUCUCAGGAGAUAUCAUCCAAAGAUUUAAAAAAAUAGGAAAGUUUAAUUCAUGACACAGUGAAGUUCUCCUACAGUUUAAAUUGUUCCUAGAAAUAGAUUUUAUUUCAGGAAUCAAAGAAUGCCAGAUGGUUAGUGAUAUUGUUUAUUUCUGGGAAAAAAAAGAGUAUAUUUAUGACCUUUGUAUUCACAUACGCAAGGUGGGAUAGGCUGAAACAAUCAACAUUUACUUAGUAUGUUUAUGGUAUAUCGAAAUCAAUAUUUGGAUGUUCAUUUUUCAGUUUUUUCAAUAUACUUUAAGACACCUAUCUGAGACACACAAGUAUAUCAAGGGAGAAGAUCUCCAACUAACAGAAAUAAUAAAUGUCCUUCUUAAAGAUCAUCAGGCUUGGAGAAUUUAUAGUUCCAACUAGAGGGAAAGGUCUCUCUUUUAGCAUGUUAAAACAAUUUUCUAAAUUUUUAAAAAAUAUUUUCAAGGAAAGAAAACAAAUGACUUGAAAUUUCUUCUUUGCUUCUGAUCAAAAUUUGAUGAUUAUAAUUUAAAAUUAAUAAAAGGGGAGGGUAGGAUUUAAUGCUACUGCCAGUUUUAUCGAAUGGAUUAUCCUAUCAGCUUUCCAAUUUCACUAUGAAAACUGUUGAAAUAAAGACAAGUAAGUAUUUAAUAGCUUUGUUUACAUAAGCAACAUUAAGUGGAAAAAUGAGGCAAUGAAAUUAAAUCAUUUCCCAAAGGAUGUUUUGCAUAAUUUAAGUUCCCUGGAAUUUGAAUGUGUAAUCCAUGAAAAGAAAUGUGCUCUUUAGAAAAAUCAAGGCAGCAAAUACUGGAUUAAAUAAA
Molecule: messenger RNA, 2384 nt
Organism: Cebus imitator (Panamanian white-faced capuchin)
Lineage: Eukaryota; Metazoa; Chordata; Mammalia; Primates; Cebidae
Exons: 7
Coding region: 332-1135 (267 amino acids)
Source: RefSeq, a predicted model, not a curated record